Messenger RNA from Rubroshorea leprosula, 638 nucleotides. The record is from the annotation of a GenBank genome assembly. NCBI's taxonomy places the organism in Eukaryota, Viridiplantae, Streptophyta, Magnoliopsida, Malvales, Dipterocarpaceae.
UUCUUAUAUAGUAUGGGUAAUUCUAUUAAUGGAAAUUGAAUGACAUUGUCCUGCCUUUCAAUUUAGAACAAUGUCAUCUACCCUGCUAAGUACUCUGCUAACCCUUGUUAUAGUGACUUUAAUCUUUAAGAAAACAGAUGCACAAUUCAAGGAAUGGUGCAUAGCUGAUGAGCAGACUCCAGAUGAUGAGCUACAGAAGGCCUUGGAUUGGGCUUGUGGAAAAGGAGGAGCAGAUUGCAGUAAAAUACAGGCACAUCAACCAUGUUUCCUCCCAAACACUGUGAGGGACCAUGCUUCCUAUGCCUUCAAUAGCUACUAUCAGAAGUACAAGAAGCAAGGAGCAACAUGCUACUUCAACGCUGCUGCAAUGAUUACUGAUCUUGAUCCGAGUUUUGGUUCAUGCAAAUUUGAAGCUAUUCCCUAAAUUACAGAGGAGUGAAGAAUUUAUUUCUUUUUCAAGGAUCUGCUUAGUUUCCGGAGCGUUUGAGAUUCUGCCAAGGUGUUCCUCCCUUCUGCAAAUCCCACAACUUUGGGCUGUCUCUGCAGCCUAGGUGGAGAGCUUCUGCACGGCAGUCUGCAAUUUGCUCUGAUACGCUUUAUUUCAAGUUUCAAUAGACAUAUAAAAAUCAAUGUUUGGG